Molecule: messenger RNA, 506 nt
Organism: Cuscuta campestris
Lineage: Eukaryota; Viridiplantae; Streptophyta; Magnoliopsida; Solanales; Convolvulaceae
Source: the annotation of a GenBank genome assembly
GUUAGGAGGUCUCUGUAGAGGAGGGUUUGCAGAGGAAUAGGCAAAGGACGAAGGGAUCCAGUCCUUCGACGCCGGUAAAGGCAAGGGCGAGCCCCAGGACAUGGCCCUGAUGUCCCAGUCAGACGCAGAGCUAUUCGACGCCUUCUGCACCGAUCUGAGCGAGCACAAGGGUUUGCUCAAGUCUACGAAGGAGUCGGAUGAGCAGGCUCAGCGGAAGAUCGCCGAGCUGGAGAAAAAGGCUGGGCGGACGGGCCAGCAAGAAGAGGAGAUUGCCCGGCUAAAGUCUGAGUUGGAAAAGGAACACUCCGACCUGGCUGUUCACGUCGCUGCCUGGGCUGCACAGGAGCCGGAGAAAUUUGCUCCUCAGACACUUCCUGACCGGGAGAUCGGCAUCUGGUUCUUCCUGGGCCUCUAAAAAAACAAGGAGUCCCAGCAACUGAUCGAUGACAUUAGGACCUUCGGGUUUGAGACCGCUCAGUUCCAGGAGCGCUGCGAGCUGUACAGGA